GAAGAACGACAAAUGUCUCUCUACGAACAAUCUCUCGAGUUCUCCUCGAGCACGAGAAGUUUUCGAAACACGGAAAGUGAAGAGUAGAGCGAUAUUAUUUUUACACUCGGCGAUAAUAAUAAAAGAUCGGAUCACGAAGUACCGAUACGAAUCGUUAAAGAUUAUCGAUUAUUACUACGCGGUGUUUACGAUGCGGACCGACGAAAGAACGGUGAAAUAUCGUCGUACGUUGUGAAAGGGACGUCGAUCCAUACAUGCCUCUGUUCUUCCCUUCGCCACGAUUCGACCAGUGAAAACAUCGUCGCGGCGGGCAACGAUGGAUCUCAGUACGACGCCGAGAAGAAUAACGGAGGGUGUGGCAGACCUUCAGAAGACCCGCGUCGCGAAAAGCGUCUUCAGUAUCCGGAGUUUGGUCGAUGUCGGGGACACGGAUCUUUCCGAGGUCGAAGACAACGAGAAGAUACAAAAUCAUUCGAUACGAGGAGGAGGAGGAGGAGGAGGAGGCGGGGGCGAGCAAGCUAUCCCGCAGACAAGUCCUGCGAGCAGCACGAGCAGCUCGAGCCAGGUGAAUCAGGUGAGCCUACAACAGGUGAGCCAGCAAGCUCACCAACAACCGCCACCUACUACGACAACACCUCAAUCGACUCAAAUGGGAAUCUCUACGGAAGAGGUGAGAGCCGAGGAAGAGAGCAACCACCCUAGAGCAGCGCCGACCAGCCCUGAAAGCGAGACCGAGGUCGACGACUUCGCACCGAAAAGGAAACAGCGCAGAUAUAGGACUACCUUCACCAGCUUCCAAUUGGAGGAACUCGAGAAAGCUUUCUCGAGAACUCAUUAUCCCGACGUGUUCACCAGAGAGGAAUUAGCUAUGAAGAUCGGUCUUACAGAGGCACGGAUACAGGUUUGGUUUCAGAAUCGACGCGCAAAGUGGCGGAAACAGGAGAAGGUCGGGCCCCAGGCACCUCCGUACAAUCCGUACUUGGGAUCGAGUGCGCCUCCAGCGUCGGCGGGCGUCGCGCCGACCUUGCCGAACCCUUUCGCCCACCUGGGCACGUUUGCCCUGCGGAAACCGUUCGACGCGUUUCGUUACCCACCUCUGGGUCACGGGCCGGUCCUCCCCGGUAGUUACACCGCUCAUCCCUAUCAUCGCGCGCCGCCACCUUUGCUACCACCUGGGAUGCCCCUGCCUUACACGCCCACGGCCACCGUGGGGCUGCCCGACAUCGACAGACGAACCAACAGCAUCGCCUCCCUCAGACUCAAGGCCAGGGAGUACGAGCUACACCUCGAGAUGCUUCGCAAAAACGGGGAUCUCAUCAGCUGAAGAGUUAGUCAUCUUAGAUUCUUAACGUUUAGAAAAUCCUUCGCUUUU
This is a messenger RNA of Apis dorsata (giant honeybee), 1372 nucleotides long. RefSeq names its product retinal homeobox protein Rx1-like. Gene Ontology annotation, biological process: regulation of transcription by RNA polymerase II. The record is from RefSeq and is a predicted model, not a curated record. NCBI's taxonomy places the organism in Eukaryota, Metazoa, Arthropoda, Insecta, Hymenoptera, Apidae. Gene Ontology annotation, molecular function: DNA-binding transcription factor activity, RNA polymerase II-specific; RNA polymerase II transcription regulatory region sequence-specific DNA binding.